GUAUUCUCAGAAUCACACUAGUGGGGGCCAUCUCAAAUACAAACUGCACUUGCAGUUCCCUGCACAGAUCUGAGGAGCAAGGACAUUCAACUAAAGCCUGAAAUUAAGGAUGGCCUCGCUCAAGUUCGCACUGCUUGUUUUCAUCGGCCUCCAAAGCUGUGCUCUGACUUCAACUUUAAAUACAGAUGGUUUGCUGAAUGUUCCUGAGGCCCAGAGAGCAACUGGGGACGUCUGCAAGGACUGCAUCCAGAUAUUUGAACUCCUUAUCGACCUGCUUUCCAACGAAGACCUCCAGAAAAAGAUCAUGGCUGGCAUUGAGAGCCUGUGCGAUCACCUGCCCGGUCCAGCCACGACUGCCAAGCUCUGCAAAGAUGAGGUGGAGAAGAUGUUUCCGCUGGCCAUGAGCUUUCUUUCUGGUGUUGUAAAACCAGCAGAGGUCUGCAAAAUCAUUGGACUCUGUAACAGCCAGGAGAAGAUGAUGCACUACCUUGUCACAGAGUUCUUUCAGGCUACUGAAACAAGUGAAAAUCUGGUGCCUGUCAAUCAGGCGCGGCCCACAACACAAUGCUCCUUCUGCAUUUUUCUUGUCAAGACUUUUGAGGACAUGCUGCCUAAGGAAAGAACUGAGGCUGCUGUGCUCAAGCUGCUCCAGGAGAUUUGCCACAUUUUGCCCUCCUCCUACCAAGAUCAAUGUGAGGAGGUUGUUGGCAAGUUUACCAAAACGGUGCUGGAAGCGAUCCUUAGCUACGCCACCCCCCAGACCAUCUGCACUCUCCUCCAACAGUGUCACAGAGAAGAGGCUCCGUCUGUGGACCCAUGCACUUUGACAACGUACAGGUGCAGAGACAUCAAAACUGCCCUAAAAUGUGGAACUGUGUUCUACUGUCAGAAAUUUGCUGGGAAAUCUCUGAACCUCUAAGAUAAGGCGGAAUGAAAAAUGCGAUGGAUGAUCCUGGUCUUUCAGCAUCAAACCAACCAUUUCUCUCUUCGCUCCACACCUGUGGCUUUCUGUCUAAGAGGAUUCCUUCAGAUACUGGCUUAUUAUCACACCUGCAUUUUGUGAUUUUGUACUUUAGUGCAGAAAACCAGGGCUUAGGCUGACAAACAUCAGUGGUAAGUCAUGUGCAAAGAUAUGAACUUUAACAGGAUCAAAUGAUUUAAUGCUUUACGUUUCACAAUUACUCUGUUUGCUUGUUAAGUUUUUGCUUUAGAUAUUUGUACCGAGUUCUAUGACCAGCGCUUUUAUCAGCUUCAACGAGGGGUUUUCUUGUAAUCAUUCACACGCAUCUCAGGAGGAUUAUCUGGAUACAUGAUUUGGGCUGUGAAAUGUCCCCUUUAAAAUAAGCACUUCAACCAUUUUAACACCUGUUAGGUAUUUUAAGUCAGAUAGAUAUUGGUUAGAUACUUGAUGUAUUAGAAAUG
This is a messenger RNA of Monopterus albus (swamp eel), 1422 nucleotides long. RefSeq names its product surfactant protein Ba (gene sftpba). Gene Ontology annotation, cellular component: lysosome. Bases 110 to 919 code for a protein of 269 amino acids. The record is from RefSeq and is a predicted model, not a curated record. The transcript has 10 exons. NCBI's taxonomy places the organism in Eukaryota, Metazoa, Chordata, Actinopteri, Synbranchiformes, Synbranchidae. Gene Ontology annotation, biological process: sphingolipid metabolic process.